UACUACAAUCUCUGCUACUACAUAGUCUGGGUACAUGAUCCAACAACAUUCAUUGCUCCACGUGCAUUGUUUAAAAUUUUAUAUAUUGUGCUACAUAUAUUCAGAUAAAUUCUGUGAAAUUAUUUUAUAUAUAAUAUAUGUUUAAUGCUUUGUGUUAAUACAAUUUUGUGUUGAAAAAAAAUCAACUGUCUUCCAUUUCAAUUGAAAGAAUAUCGUUUUUUGUCGAAGUUACAAGUUGAUGAAGUAUCUAAAGCAAUAUGAGUAAACGCCCAAAAAGAUACAAACGGGCAUUAGAAGUACCCAGAACUACAGCGUAUAACAGAAAAAAGGCGCUACUCCAGAAAAGCAGUGAGGAAUCCAGCGAUUCUAGUACAGAUUUAAAUGAAGAUAUAAUCAGAGAGAUCGGUGUUCAAAAAUUAAUCAAACCUCACGAUGAACAGUUUUCUAAGACUAACGUCAACAUAUCUGACGAGUUAUCACGAGUAGGUGAAGAUAAUGAAAUUUCAUGGGACUAUGAGAAAUUGGAAAAUGUCAAAGGCGUUGUCAAAACUAUUUGUCUUGAUGAAUAUGCACCAGAUUACUACCACGUAGGAAACAGACAUGAGGUCAGCAAUAGUUAUUCCUAUUCUAUUGCCGAAAGUGAGGAAGAUUCUGACGCAGAAGUUGAUGAUGGAAGUGCAGAAAGGAAAAAAUACGAUUACCUUCACUCAUUUCUUGACAAGAUGGAUUUACUUAAUCCAAUUGACACUCCAGUUAACAAAAAUGUUGGAGAAGUUUUAAUGAUGAUUAUUAAAUAUUCAUUGGCGAAUUCAUUAACUUUAACAGCGACGGCAAAUUUAUUCCAGUUAAUUAAUUGUAUUUUUGCGAAACCUAUUCUUCCUGAGAGUCGUUACCUAAUUGACAAAUUGUUUAAUCCCACUUCUUCUACUACUUAUCACGCAUUAUGUACUACUUGCGGAAAAAAUAUUGGUACCUUUAGUUCCUCAGAUAUUGUGAAAAGAUGUGACAUUUGUAAUAUUGAUGUAAAUGUCAAAGAUCAAAUGUAUAAUAAUUUCUUUGUCACUUUAGAUCCUUCAGAUCAAAUUGCAAAUCUUGUAGAAGCGAAUAGUGAUUAUUAUAGCAACGUAAUGAACUAUGAAAGAAUAGAACCGGAUAUUUUUCGAAAUAUCUGUGACGGAAAAUUGUAUCGAAGGUUCUUGAAGCGUCUUCAUCCUAUUGAUAGAAAACGAUAUCUAACGGCUACUUUCAAUACGGACGGUGCUCCUCUUUUUGAGAGCUCGACUUACAGUAUAUGGCCAAUAUACAUUAUGCUUAACGAAUUGCCCUUUUCUGUUAAAACAAACAACUUAAUUGUUGUUGGUUUAUGGUUUUCUAAAAAAAAACCAGAAAUGAAUGUAUUUCUUGAACCAUUUGUUACUAAAAUGAAUGAAUUAGGAGAUGAAGGAAUUCCGUGUACUAUAAAUAACAAGGAAGAUAGAGUUAAGGUAUUUUGCUUAGUUUGUUGCGUGGAUUCAAUAGCCCGAGCUCCAAUGCUAGGUCUCACCCAGUUUAACGGUAAAUAUGGAUGCCCUUGGUGCAAAAAUCCUGGUUCGUGGGUAGAAAAUCCAAAUAAGGAAAAUUGUGGCAGCCAUAAAUAUACAUGGAUUAAUCCAGUAGGGUUGCUUAGAACAGAAGAAGAAACUCUUCAACAUGUGCAAGAAUGUACAGAAGAGAAACCGAUUUAUGGUUUUAAAAAUCCAUCCGAAUUAUUAAAUUUAAAUAAGUUUGAUAUAAUUGAUGGUUUCGUCCCUGACCCUAUGCACAUUUUAUCUGGACUAGGAAAACAAUUUGCUCAUGUUUGGUUUGGUGUUAAAUUAGGUACUUCCAGUGUUUUAACAAUGUCGGAAAUUGAAGAGAUUAACAGAAUUUUGAACUCAAUUAAAGUUCCACACCAAGUAGGUCGACUUACCCGGUCAUUAGUGGAUAAGGAACACUGGAAGGCCCGAGAAUGGGAAAAUUGGAUUCUCUAUUACAGUGCGCCAAUUAUGUCCUUAUACCUUGAUAAAAAAUUGGUAGAUCAUUGGGUAAAGCUUGUUGAAGCUAUUCAUCUUCUUCUGGGGUCAAAAAUUACACUCCUUGAGAUUAAUCGAGCUAACCAACUGCUGCAUGAAUUCGUUUAUGAUACGGAAUGUUUGUAUUCUCCAUACGCUAUGACGUUUAACAUUCAUCUUCUGCUACAUCUGGCUCGUAGUGUUUUAAACUGGGGACCACUGUAUGAACACUCAACAUUUGCGUUUGAGGCCGGAAAUGCAAAGUUAUUGAAUUCUGUCCAUGCUGCAAAAGGAGUUCACAAACAGAUCUGUAGAUAUAUUACUCUGAAUUCGAGCUAUAGAGUUCUUGAAAUCCGAGUUGACCCCUUUGCAUCUUCAGAAGUUAAAAAUUUUUGUACACAAUUAAGUAAACUGAUGAUCAAAACAACUGAAAAAUUAUCUACAGUGAGAUACUUCGGUAAGUCCUCAAGGGUACCUUCGGAUUUGAUAGAUGAGUUGCGUCUCUCUAAUGUAGCGCGUUCUUUUCAGAAAAUUACAAAAGACGGUUGUUUAUAUUUAACGUCGUUAAAAAAAAACAAGCGGUCAGAUAAUAGUUUCGCAAUAUUAAAAGAUGGCACUUAUGUGAAAAUAAGAUCUUUCAUAGUAGAUCGAGAAUUAGAGGUUCAGUAUGCUAUCGUACACCAAGUAGUAACGCACAACUCUUUUCGUAAUAAAUGUAAAAUGAUUCAAAAAAUUGUGGCUGUAAAUGUAAAUAAGAUUGCCAUAAAUACUUGUGAUAUCGAUAAAAUAUGCGUGCACGCACAAGUAGGUGACCAAGUUGAGUACAUUAUCGCUCUUCCAAAUUUAUGCAGUUAUUAAAUAAAUAGGAAAACUCGAAAAGGACUCAACUCCAUAAGAAAAGUUGACAUGAAGUUGUCUUUUCUUUUAUUUAACAUAAACUUUUAACCUGCGAAAUUAUUAUUAUUAUAAAAUUUGACGAUUAUAAAAUAAUCUUACGUAAUGAGUGCAAACAUCAGAAAAUAAAGAAAAUGAAUUUUUCCAUAUUAAAAAACUAUAAAUGCCAUUUUAUCAUGAAAAUGAUUUAAUUUGUUAUAUUAAUUUCAAAAAGGGCUUAAAUUCAAAAGCUAUAAUAUCAAUUUUCUUUAAUCCUCUCUCAUUUCAGACAUUUAUUUUGACAUUUCUUCAUGUAACAUAAUAGUUAAGAAAUAUAGAAAAAAGCUGUCCUCUUUUAAUUAAAACUGUUUAAAAAUAAUCAUAUUUUUGUAUCUCCUGAAAAAUUUAAAAAGAACGACUUGAGCACUUUUCGAAAUUCCGUAUUCCAUUUUUUUAAAAAAGAGUUAAAAUGAAAACCUGAAAUAACGUGAAGUUUGUAAUAGCAAAAAUAUUUAAAAAAUGUUGUAUUAUAAUGUUUGGAUACUUGUAAAUUUAAAAUACUUUUAAUAAACUAUGGUAUAUUAAUUUCGAAAUACAUGUAAAACAAGCUUGGAUAAUGUGCACCCGCAUGGUAAUAUUAGUAUAUGAAUGUAUAAAUUCUUUAUAUUUAUAAAUUUAAAAUAUAUUUUUAAUGUAUCACACUCUAAAUUUAAAUUAAUUAAAAAUAACUAAUUAUUAAUACAA
Molecule: messenger RNA, 3647 nt
Organism: Leptopilina boulardi
Lineage: Eukaryota; Metazoa; Arthropoda; Insecta; Hymenoptera; Figitidae
Exons: 6
Coding region: 258-2888 (876 amino acids)
Source: RefSeq, a predicted model, not a curated record